CGCGACAACCAUCACUCAACACUGGAUGCCGCAUUGCACUUCUUCCUAUGAGCUUCAUUGAGAUCAAGCUACCUUCUGGCAAGUCCUAUACCCAGCCGACAGGCCUCUUCAUAAAUAACAAAUUUGUCGAUGCCAAGUCUGCUCAGACCUUUGCAACGUUCGACCCUGCUACUGGCCGAGAGAUUUGCCAAGUCGCCGCCGCACAAAAGGAAGAUGUUGAUGACGCUGUUGCAGCUGCUAAAGACUGUUUCGAGAAUGUCAUGGAGAUGAUGGACCCUUCAGAACGAGGUAGACUACUAUACCGCUUCUCUGAUGCAAUUGAAGCAAACAAAGACAUCCUCGCAGCUAUCGAGUCUCUAGAUGGCGGAAAGCCUUUGCACAUCGUCCAAUCUGAUGAUCUGACUGAAGUCCUUGGCGUCUUACGCUACUAUGCUGGCUGGGCAGACAAGAUUCACGGCAAGCAUAUGGACACGGGGCCCGGUAAGUUGACCUAUACCGUGCACGAGCCAAUUGGCGUAUGCGGUCAAAUCAUUCCCUUCAACUUUCCACUCUCGAUGCUGAGCUGGAAGCUUGCUCCUGCAAUCGCUACAGGCAAUACUGUUGUCUUGAAGGUGGCAGAUCAAACGCCACUGUCUGCCUUGUACUUGUGCAACCUCAUCAAAGACAUCUUUCCGGCAGGAGCAAUCAAUGUACUCUCUGGACAAGGCGAUCCAGCUGGUACAAGCCUAGUGGCACAUCCGGAUGUACGCAAGAUUGCUUUUACUGGCUCAACAGCAGUAGGCCGCCAAGUCAUGAAAGCAUGUGCCGACUCACCAAUCAUCAAAAAAGUCACCCUUGAGCUCGGUGGCAAGUCACCUUUAAUUGUUGCGAAGGAUGCCAAUCUAGAGCAAGCAGCCAAAUGGGCUCAUUCAGGCAUGUUUUACAACAACGCGCAAGUGUGCUCGGCAACGACGAGGAUCCUCGUGGAUGAAUCUGUUUACGAUGCUUUCAGCAAGCUCUUUGUUGAGCAGACAAGCAAAGCUCGAGUUGGACAACCAAGUGACUUAGAGACUUUUCAGGGGCCCCAAAUUUCUGCCAAGCAGCAUGACAAGAUUUUGGAGUAUGUCGAAAGUGGCAAACAGGAAGGUGCGGAUGUACUGCUAGAUGGUGGCAAAAGCCAACAGACGGAAGGCUACUUUAUCGAUCCAGUCAUCUUUGGUAACGUCAAGCCAGAUAUGCGCAUCUCGCGUGAAGAAAUAUUUGGGCCUGUCGCCGUGCUCACUCCCUUUACGAGCAUGGAAGAAGCUAUCCAGAUGGCCAACGACACGAGCUACGGACUCGGCGCCGCAAUUUUCUCAGAAAGCAUCCGCACAGCCAACAAGGUGGCUCGAAAGCUAAAGGCAGGUCAAGUGUGGAUCAAUUGCACCAACGUCUGUCCAUGGCAAGUCCCGUUUGGUGGUUACAAGUCAUCUGGUAUUGGCCGAGAGCUCGGCGAAUAUGCACUCAGCAACUACACAGAAGUCAAGUCGGUCAUUGUCUGGCUUGAUGAAGAUAUUUAGUGUCAUAUAAUGAAUUAUGCCUGUAUGCUAUGUCAUGUAUUGCUCGCAGUCGCCAAAAAGAAUGUCGUUAAAGGUCCAAAGCCUACUUGAGUCCAAAGACUAGCUCGUGAAAGUCGAGUUCGCUGAUGAUGUUGUCUUGAGCGCUUGGGUUGUGAAAUUGGACGGCACUGAGUGUACGGUCGACCGGGCGAGUGCCAAAGGCCACAAUCUCGUCCUGUGCCUGUGCAAAAGAGGAGUCGACCAAAGUGAUGCCAUGUGCAGAGGCAGCGUGCUUGUGCGCAGCAGGCAAAGCCAUAGCCAUUGCUGAAGUAAACAGGCAAGCUGAAAAUAGGCUAGUCGUUGCAAUGAUUUGCAUAGUGAUAGGCAGCGUCUUGGCAGUGAAGUUGAAAAGAGUGUGGUAGAGAACGUAAAAGAAUGUUCUGCUAGCUUCUAGAGCUUCGAG
Messenger RNA from Protomyces lactucae-debilis, 1980 nucleotides. Its product is annotated as aldehyde dehydrogenase domain-containing protein. Gene Ontology annotation, molecular function: aldehyde dehydrogenase (NAD+) activity. Lineage: Eukaryota; Fungi; Ascomycota; Taphrinomycetes; Taphrinales; Protomycetaceae. The coding region runs from base 48 to 1538 and encodes 496 amino acids. The transcript has a single exon. The record is from RefSeq and is a predicted model, not a curated record.